Messenger RNA from Penicillium alfredii, 756 nucleotides. RefSeq names its product Serine hydrolase FSH. The record is from RefSeq and is a predicted model, not a curated record. Bases 1 to 756 code for a protein of 251 amino acids. Gene Ontology annotation, cellular component: cytoplasm; nucleus. The transcript has 3 exons. NCBI's taxonomy places the organism in Eukaryota, Fungi, Ascomycota, Eurotiomycetes, Eurotiales, Aspergillaceae.
AUGAGAUUCCUCUGUCUACACGGAAGGGGUACCAACUCCAAGAUAUUGGAGAUCCAAAGUGGUACAGACCUUUCCAUCAAUGGCCCGCCUCAAAAGAAAAAGGAAUUUAUUCUGACUUCAAACAUAGCCAAGAUCCGAGACGAACUGAAUGGCCACCAGUUUGUAUUUAUUGAUGGCAUGGUCGCUACCGAAGCAAGCGAGGAGGCUGCUGCCCUAGCUGAAACCUUCUAUGGGUAUCUCCCCAGCAGGGUCAAUGAUGUUGGUGAAGUCCAAGAUGCCAUUAAUGCCUUGGUGGAUUAUGUGACGAUGCAUGGACCAUUUGACGGGGUGCUGGGGUUUUCCGAGGGUGCCAUUAUGGCAGCUACACUCCUGGUUGAAGAUGCUAGGAAUCCAUUCGCCGAUUUCAAAUGCGGCAUCCUCUUUAGUAGUGGGCUGCCCUUGGAUCCGAACUUAUUGCGGGGUGGCGCUAUGCGCUGCAUUGACCCAGAUACGGAUGGGGUGGUGAUCAAUGUGCCUACGGCAAUCAUCGUGGAGGAAGGCCUUGAUCGCUUACGAAAUCUCUCACCGCUGGCGCCUCUCCUGGCUCAAACGGGUGAUUUUCAGCAGGCGUUGGUCCGGAUCUGCGACCAGUCGUCAUGCGAGGUGGUUUGGCAUAACCUGGGGCACAAGAUCCCUUGGUCCAAGUCAACGGAGCUCGAUGCAACACUGAGAUCCAUUGAAAGGACAAUCAGUAGGGCUCAAGAGCUUGAUAGCUAG